Raphanus sativus (radish) is the source of this 1925-nucleotide messenger RNA. RefSeq names its product E3 ubiquitin-protein ligase RSL1. Bases 103 to 1731 code for a protein of 542 amino acids. The record is from RefSeq and is a predicted model, not a curated record. The transcript is spliced from 3 exons. Gene Ontology annotation, biological process: positive regulation of proteasomal ubiquitin-dependent protein catabolic process; ubiquitin-dependent protein catabolic process; protein polyubiquitination. Gene Ontology annotation, molecular function: zinc ion binding; nucleic acid binding; ubiquitin protein ligase activity. NCBI's taxonomy places the organism in Eukaryota, Viridiplantae, Streptophyta, Magnoliopsida, Brassicales, Brassicaceae. Gene Ontology annotation, cellular component: ubiquitin ligase complex; cytoplasm.
GUCAAGGCAAGUCUUCCUCGGAACGCUUUCAACUUCCUUCUUAACCACGCUAACCGCACUUGCUCCCACUCUCCCACUCUCCCACUCCACAGUAAAACCCUAAUGGCGGCGAUUGAAGACCACGACGACGUCUCGGUGAUCCUCGAAGAACAGCGCGAAGAGAUCAUGGCCGCCAAAACCCUAGCCCGCGACCACGACCUCGCCUUCAACCUCCAAAUGCAGGAAGCCCUAGCCGUCUCUCGAGCAGCCCACACCUCCUCCUCCUCCUCCUCUCCGCAAUCUCCGAAGCUCGAUUUCGCCGACGACGACGACGAAGGAUUCGACUACACUUCCCUGAUCCUGGAGGACAUCGCGCGAGUCGACCAGGAGAGGCGGGACCGCGAGUUCGGCGCGCAGGAGAUGAAGAGGCUCAAGCUCGAUCUCGACCGUCGGAUCCACGAUCAGAGGUUCGCUAAAGAGAUUAUGAACAUCCCCGACGCUGAUUGGACCAAAGACGGCGACUUUUUCCACAAGCCUUACUCCCUCGGGUCUGCUUCCUCCUCUUCCUCCUCCUCCUCCGUCGACAAGGUCCCCGCGGUCGAGGGUGAGUGUUUCCGUGUCUAUUGCAAAGGGUUGGUGAGUGAGGAGAUGAUUGGUGAGACUAGGGUUACGGUCGGUGGUGUUGGUGUGGCGAUUUGUGACUCGGCGGAUAAUCUGAUUUGGGAGGUGAGUAAGGUUUUGGGAGCCGAGGAGUCUAAAAGCCCUGAGAUUGCUGAGCUGGAGGCUAUUGUUCGUGGCUUGGAUGAAGCUUUGAACUUUGAUUUGGGAUCUGUCACUUUCUUCAUUGAUGAUUUCAAGCUCUUCAAUUACGUGACAGGGAGGGUAGAGCCUAGGCAGAGCGGUGUUGCAACACUUGUGAACCAAGUGUCUCUCCUCCAGAAAAAGUUCCCGAACUGCCAACCAUCUCUUUUGACGAGAAACGAUGUCAAGUUCGUGUUCAAGCUCGCGAGAGAUGCGAUCGUUUCUCAGAUCAAAUGGCCCGAGGAGACCAGUCAAGGCGAGAAGACUUUCAAGGAGACUUGUGUCAUCUGCUACGAAGGCAUCACCGUCGACAAGAUGUUCUCCGUGGACGGCUGUUUCCACCGUUUCUGCUUCUCCUGCAUGAAGCAGCACGUCGAGGUGAAGCUGCUCGGAGGGAACACAGCUACUUGUCCCAGCGAGGGGUGCAAAUCGCAGGUGAAGAUGGAUUCCUGCGCCAAGUUUCUGGAUCCCAAGCUCGUUGAGGUUAUGAUCCAACGCAAGAAAGAAGGCUCCAUCAGUGUGUCGGAUAAAGUUUACUGUCCGUACCCGACAUGCUCGGAACUGAUGGCCAAAGACGAAGUUUUUGAGUACACCAAACAGUACUUCGUUGGCACUGAGCAAUCUGCGGCGAGGAAAUGCAUGAAGUGUGGGCUGUUUUUUUGCAUGCAGUGCAAGGUGCCGUGGCACUAUAAAGACACCUGCGAGAACUUCAGUAAAUCCAAGAGAUACCAGAACGCUGGAGAUGGGAUGCUCAAGUCUCUGGCACAGAGCAAGAGGUGGAGACAGUGCAUAAGGUGUAACAAUAUGGUUGAGCUUGCUUCUGGAUGCUUCCAUAUAACCUGCAGAUGCGGAUAUGAGUUCUGUUACACGUGUGGAGCUGAAUGGAAGGAGAAGAAACCGACAUGUGCGUGUCCGAUCUGGACCGAGCGCAACAUAAUCCGUAGGAGGUGAUUGUCUUUGUGUUGCGUGAAAGGUUAAAGGGAGGCGACAGCUCCUAAGAAUAAAAAACACUAGUUAUGACCCUUUUGUUUUGCAGUAAGUAAGUAGGUUUCGGUUUUUUUGUGGUUUUGGAAACUGAUGUAAAACUUUGGUGUUUUGUUUUGAAUCUUCUAUUUCGUUUUAAGGCAACAGUUUAGGAACAUAAA